AGACAACGUCUGCCCCCCUUAGAUUUCAGCACGCUUUAUAUUCGUUUUUGAGUAGGGAGCCAGACGAAGCUAGCUGAGCGGUGCUGACAUGUUUAUUUUCUCGUAUAUAUUUUUACGGUUUUUCACGAUUAAUUGCGAGGAUCGGAAGAAGUAAACACAGCCAUUGUUACAGUUACGAUGUUCCAAGAUUGUUCCCGGAGAUUGUACCACUGCCGGAAAGCACUGUACGCCUACUCUCCUAAAGUGUGGCUAUCGUGAAUCUUAUGGGAAUUUGUGUAGUACUCUGCACUGAUUAAGGAAUGGAGCCAGUUUCUUUUAAUGGCUAUGUCAGCUGGCUUGUGAAGACUGAUGAGCACGACAGAUUUCAGCCGUAGCCCUUAACACGCAGCUGUUGAGCUCUGAGACAUAUGUCUCAAGGCUUUGGAAGUACAUCAGUUUGAUUUUAAGACGGAAUCUCAAAGCCUGAUUGACCAUUCCAGUGGAUUGACAUUUUUCUGUCGGAAUUUCUGCCAUUUUUCCAAUCUAAACGAACUGUUGGACAUAAUCUAAUUACAUUGGUUCAACUGGUCUUUCCUGGAUGGAAGCCAAACAAUUUUCAGCAGCCAAAAAUUGUCCGCCCAAGUACAAGAAAAAAGCCUGUUGUAAUUGCUGAACCCAACGAACCAGACGAGCCGUGGUUGUUUUCGGUGCAUUUCCACAGCGCUUGAAUGUAUUUUCAGUUAUCAGGCUUAAUCGGACUGAAGGCGCACCGAUUCAAGAAAAGCAGAAGCAUGGAUGAGUGCGAGCGACAGACCCUUGCCGUGUCUUCACUCGGGCGCGCGUGCGGGAACACUUAAUGGAUUUGUGUGUGGGUAUUUCUUGAAAAUUCUACGUCAUCGACACAAAGUGCAUGAAGCGCAGCAAUUAAGUUGCAACAGGAACACUCGUGUUGCAUCACCGGUAACCUCGUCUUUGUCGCGCCAACAAUGAAGCAAGUGGGGCUGUUGUCGGCCGGCUGCCAGCCGUGGAACAGCGAUGUGGUGGCUACCAGCGGAGACCGGUUUGCCUAUUGUGCGACGCUGGCAAUUUAUGUGUACCAGCUGGACCGUAAUCUCAACGAGUUCAAGCUCCACGCCAUCAUGUCCGAGCACAAGAAGACGGUCACGGCCAUCCGGUGGCACCCCCGCAGACCCGACCUCUUCGCCAGCGCGGGCUGCGACAAUCGCCUCUACCUGUGGGACGUGGCGCAAGAGUGCACGGUAGCCAUGGUGGAGUACGCAAAAUGCGCGCCAAAGUGCAUAGACUGGUGCCUGCUAGAGCAGGACUCAUUGACUUUCAUCCAUGGCCGGGGGCCUCUCAUGUUGUGGCCGUUCAGCCGGGGAGGGGAGCUGUCCCCGCACCGCGAGGCUCAGGGGUUCGCCUCGGACGUCUGCAAGUUCCGCUGGCACCACAGGGGCAUCGGGAAGGCCGUGUUUGGCCACGCGGACGGGAGCUUGUCAUUUCUCAAUGCUGGUAGUAAAUUUUACAAGCAUGUCAUGAGACCAGAGCCCACCAAUGGCUCGGAAGAGGACGAUCCCGUGAUAGAUUUGGAGUGGGACCCCCUGUCAGACGACUACCUCCUGGUGGCCAAUAAGCGCCUUGGCGUGCGGAUGAUCGACGGUGCCUCGCGGACGGCGUUCAUGAAGUUUGAGCUGCCUAGUGCCAUGGCGACUGUGAAGACGUUAGCGUGGGUGCCUUCUGCACCGGGCAUGUUUGUAACAGGAGAUACCAACUCAGGAGUACUCCGACUAUGGAGCGUCUCCAAAUCCUCCCCGAUCCUCAGUCUCAGUCUCAAGAAGAUGGGCUUCCACGCCCUCAAAGUCUUCAGCACUUCCCCUAACAUAACCUCCUCCAAGCAAUCGGACACGCCCCUCCACAGAGACGUCUCCUCCACCAGCCAGGCAUCCCCGCCGCCGAGUGCAAACACCCUGAACUCCUAUACGUUACCACCGGGCCACGCGGUCUGCACAUUCCUGGACGGGGGUGUCGGGUUGUACGACUUUGGGAAGAGGAGGUGGGACUUUCUCAGGGAGCUGGGUCACGUAGAGACGAUCUUUGAUUGCAAGUUCAAGCCAGAUGACGCCAAUCUGAUUGCCACUGCCUCGUUUGACGGAACUAUGAAAGUCUGGGACGUCAACACACUCACUGCUGUCCAAACAUCACCCGGGAAUGAAGGGGUCAUCUAUUGCUUGUCAUGGGCACCAGCUGAUCUGAACUGCAUUGUGGCAGCCACGUCUAAGAACGGAGCCUUUAUUUGGGACCUGACAAAAGGGCGAAUUCUCAAGAGGUUUAUGGAGCACGGUAAGAACAGCGUGUUCUCUGUGGCCUGGAACCAGAAGGAUCCCAAGAGGAUAGCCUCGUGUGGAGGGGACAACUACUGUAUCGUUCGAGAAGCAGACGGCAAGUUGCUACAGAAGUACAAACACCCUGCCUCGGUCUUUGGCUGUGACUGGAGCCCCAAUAACAAGGAUAUGAUUGCCACAGGGUGCGAGGAUGGCAAAGUCCGAGUCUUCUACAUCGCCACGGCAACCGAUCAACCAUUAAAGGCAUUUCUGGGCCACACUGCAAAAGUCUUCAACGUGAAAUGGUCCCCACUUCGAGAGGGCAUUCUUUGCAGUGGGUCGGAUGAUGGGACGAUACGAGUAUGGGAUUACACCCAAGACAGCUGUGUCAUAGUACUGGAAGGACACGGGGCACCAGUCCGAGGGCUGCUCUGGAACCCAGAGAUCCCGUACCUAUUAAUAUCAGGAAGCUGGGAUUACACAAUAAGGGUCUGGGAUACAAGGGACGGAGCCUGCCUAGACAACAUUCUAGACCACGGCGCCGACGUCUACGGUCUGACCUCUCACCCAAACCGGCCGUUUGUCCUGGCCUCCUGCUCACGGGACUCCACCCUGAGGAUUUGGUCCCUGGCCCCACUGGUCACCACACUGCAACUCAGUAUCAUCGCUAGGAAGCCAUUAGAGGAGGUCAUAGGCACGGCAGAGCACUCCAUGGCAAUGAGUACAUCAACCGUCAUGGCGGGCCGCAUGUCGCGGGAACUGAGGCUGAAGUUGGAGCAGUACAAGGGGGACCUGGAUCACAAUGUGGCCUUACGAUGGUACUCUCAUCUCUUCGCACCACCGGGUGGUUCCCGAAUCCUGUGGGAGUUGGUGUCCGUCCUGAAUGGUCAAGAUGACAGCUUGCUGCCUGACGACUACAGCAAAGGAAUCAUGCACGCUAAGCAUCUCAUCAAAUUCAAAGCUUCAGAAGCCCAGGAGUUGGAGAUGGUCAAGAUGACCCGCCCUACCUCGUCAGGGACCGGUGUCAAAGGUCGCGAGGACAAACUCCGGGAGGCGGCCAACGUCCACAUCAGACUGGGCCAGGUCCAGCGCUACUGUGAACUCAUGGUGGAAAUACACGAGUGGGAGAAAGCCUUGUCCGUCGCGCCCGCUGUAUCAAUGGACUACUGGAAAAAACUCACAGAAAGAUAUGCAAAUUUUCUUGCCUCCGAGAGCAGCAACGAUUGUGUGCCUUAUUACAUUGCAACGGGAAACAUCCAAAGACUGGUCGACUACUUCAGUUUGCACAACCAGUUGAAAGAUGCCAUGUUAGUCGCACAAGUAGCGUGCGAGGAGGGCAUCGCUCCAACGACAAGUGGGCGCGCAGGGCCGAGCAUACCAAACGAGGACCAGAACGGCGUAGCGGAGCCUACGGAGGAAAACGUCCAACGUGUGAAUGACGUGAGCUGGAAGCUUGCUGAGCUGUACUUCCAGGACGGCCACCCUAUCAUGGCCGCUUGCUGUCAUCUUGCCGUGGGAAAUACAAGGUGUGCCCUGUCUAAACUGAUCCGCGGACACGAGCUGGAGCUAGCAAUAAGUGUGGGUAGGGCACUAGAGGGCAGCAGACAUCCGGAUUUAAUCGCCAUGGCCACGCAGUAUCUCACUCGGCGCUGUCAGAGGUUGGGCAAAUGGGAUCUCGGACUGGACCUACAGUCAACGCUUCCCAAUCAUGAAGACUUGAUGAUUUGUUUGUGCGCACGCUGCGUGUCCUGCUCUACAGAGGUCAACUACCUCCAUCAAAAGGCCGGCCUUCCCAGCACCACUGAAUGCACGCAGAAGGCCCAGGAGUUGGAGGCUAAUGGGGACGUGGAGUGCGUCAAGUACUACCUCCUGUCUACGACACCAGAGAGGGCGCUGGAGCUGGGAAUCACCAAGAUCACUGAUAAAAUGUGUGAAAGAAAUUGGACGUUACAAGACGUGCUGCCAAUGAUCACGCUACUGACCAACAUACGCAAUGAUGUCUUACUGCAAAAGAGUGCUACCAAAGAGAGAACUGAGUUACUGCUCUUGAGCCACUACCUCGGGGCCUUGAGAGCAAUACGCAGGGGCUACAACAGCAUCGUCCUGCCUCUCCUACGGCAGUCCAGGCACAUGUUGACGAAGAAAGACUUGGACGCGGAGGUUGCCGUUCCGCUAUCUGAGGAACAAGUGAAGAAUGAGCUGGAGGCAUGGACAGCGCAAAGGCAGUAUGAAGAAAGGAAACUGGGUUCCCCUGACGCCAGUCCACCCAGCGAAGCACAGGCGGCCAUCUACAGUGCGCUGAUGCAGCGUGCCGGGUCCGAGGAGACUGAGCUGGAAUGCGGCGUCGACCUGGUGGCCGGCUCCCGGCUACCCUGCCAUUCAGACGUCCACACAUCCCUCCUGACGGGCGCCAGGAUUCAGGGUCCCGUAUUUUUCCUGGAGGAUGGCAAGUCCGCCAUCGCUCUCAACGAUGCCUUGAUGUGGGCAAAGGUCAAUCCCUUCUCACCGCUGGGUACCGGUGCAACUAUCAAUCCAUUCUGAUGGGUACCAGUCAAUAUGGUGAAUCUGCUGAUGGGAACCGACGCAGGUAUCAAUCUAUUGUGAAGGGUACCGCUCAAUCAAGUCAGUGAGGGAACAUGGGAACCAGUGCAACAAUCAAUUCAUUCUGAUGGGUACCAGUCAUUCAGGUCAGUCUGCUGAGAACCGGUGCAACUAUCAAUCCAUUCUGAUGGGUACCAGUCAAUAACGUCAGUCUGCUGGGAACCGAUGCAACUAUCAAUCUAUUCUGAUGGGUACCAGUCAGUAAUUUAGUCUGCUGGGAACUGGUGCAACUAUCAAUCCAUUCUGAAGGAUACCAGUCUAUCAAGGCAGUCUGCUGAGAAUCAAUGCAACCAGCAAUCCGUUCUGUUGGGUACCAGUCUAUCAACCAAUGCAACCAACAAUCUGUUCUUUUGGGUACCGGGCAAUGAAGUCAAUCUGCUACGAACCGGUCCAACUGGCAACCCACUCUGACCUGUACCGGUCUAUAUUGUCAGUUUGCUCAGAACCGGUGAAAAUAUUAAUCCAUUUUGAUGGGUACCAGUCGAUCAGGGGCAAAAUGGAUUACCUUAAUAUGCAUUGGUCGUUACUGGUUCCAGGCUAAGUUUUUGAUCAAUAAGAAAAUUUGUUAAAAAGCAAAAUUUUCUCCUAAUUAUAAGCAGCUAGGGGCCCAUGAAAUCAGCCCAGGCUUGGCCCAUCUGUGGAAGCUCACAGUG
Patiria miniata (bat star) is the source of this 5554-nucleotide messenger RNA. RefSeq names its product WD repeat-containing protein 17-like (gene wdr17). The transcript is spliced from 25 exons. Bases 966 to 4841 code for a protein of 1291 amino acids. Gene Ontology annotation, molecular function: protein binding. The record is from RefSeq and is a predicted model, not a curated record. NCBI's taxonomy places the organism in Eukaryota, Metazoa, Echinodermata, Asteroidea, Valvatida, Asterinidae.